This is a messenger RNA of Antechinus flavipes (yellow-footed antechinus), 6131 nucleotides long. It is a transcript of the gene NCOA5, whose product is annotated as nuclear receptor coactivator 5. Gene Ontology annotation, cellular component: nucleoplasm. NCBI's taxonomy places the organism in Eukaryota, Metazoa, Chordata, Mammalia, Dasyuromorphia, Dasyuridae. The transcript is spliced from 8 exons. The coding region runs from base 2835 to 4772 and encodes 645 amino acids. Gene Ontology annotation, biological process: regulation of signal transduction. The record is from RefSeq and is a predicted model, not a curated record.
AUCUUUCAUUCUGACCCCUCAGGCAAAGUCAGCUCUAGAGAGCAGCCUUCUUCAACCUUAUGCACUUUUUUUUUUCUAAACAAAAUUUCACAAGUCAUCUUCUGCAGCAGGCAGGCUACAGUAUUUCUUCAAGUCCCAUCAGUAUGGUUUUGUUGUUGUUGUGACCUAUAGUUAUUACACAGAAUAUUAGAGAAUCUAUCUCAUCUUUUAAUUUGCUAUUCAAAACACAAAGGCCAAAAACCUUUUAAGAAGGCUCACAUUUAAAGCUGACACUACAGAGAAACUCAUAAUACAAUAGCAUGUAUAAGGCUGCAUGAUCUUAUACAACUCACAGUAAUCUUAAAGCACAUCAAUUUCAUCAUCUUUGAAAAGAGAGAAUUCAGUUUAAUUAAGUCCUACUACAGGCCAAAAGCAAAAUAACAACAACAACAAAAAAUCAAAAACCACCACCAAACCUCUGCUGGACAUUGAGGAAACUAGGAAUACAAAGUUAAACAAUGUUUUUUCUCAAGGAGCUUAUACUUACUUUUCCUUGGGAAUACAAUAUGUACCUAUGUAAGCAAAUACAGAGUACAUACAGAAUUUCAACACAAAUAACACAAAAUUUUAAAAGGCACACAGAAAUUUUUAAAGGCAUCAAGAGAUUCUGAGAUCUACUUGGAGGAAGUGAAUUACAGACAUAAUAGUCGGAGCAAAGCAAAGAUUAUGAUGACUUUGGACUGAAUGACCUCUAAAUUCUCGAUCCAAUUCCAAAUUCCCUUCUAAUUCUUGUCGUUCUGUGAUUGUAUGUUUUAAUCUCUUCCACUUUUGUGAUAGAAAGGGAUUGAGAAUUUUUGGUGGAGAGUGUUUCUUAGGAUUAUUUGUAGACUUCUUUGGGCCUCGGCUUCAUUAUCUGUCAAAUAAGGCAAUUAAACUAGAAAAUCUCUAAAAAUUUUAAGUUCCAAAAGCAUGUGUUUCUAAACACCUUCCUAACUCACUCAAAGAAUGUGGACAAACGAUGUUUAAAGUAGUAGAUAGGAAUUCAUUUCCCUUGCAUUCAGGAUGUAUUAUGCAAAUACAGAAUUUAGAGCUCACCUAUUCUAACCUCACCCCCUCUCCACUUAGGAAAGGAAACUGAGGCUCAGAGAAAAGUUAUACAUAUUAUUGCCAAUUUCAAACCAAAUAACAGAUCUAAUACAUUUUCUUAGGAAAGAGCAAAUGCUAAGACAGGAGAGCUGAUUCAAAACUGAAAAGUACGUUUUGUGGAAAGGAUAAUUAUGUUAUGGAGUAGACUCAGGAACAAGAACCUGAAAUAGUUUAAAACUGGAUGAUCUCUUAACUCUAAUGGAGCUAAUGAUUGGGGAGAAGAACUUAAAUUUAGAGAUUCAAAGGAUUUUGGAGAUCACUUAAUCCAACCCUGCUUAUUUUAUAUAUAAAUUGAAUCUCAGCUAGAAAAAAGUGACUUUCCUACAUCACAGAGAUUUAGCAAGGAAUAAGGUGUUCUGACAUUAUAAGCAGACAGUACUGAAGCACUGUGUGCAGUAGAAGGAAACUAGAUUUGUAACCUAGUGUCCAGCUUCUUAAAACUGUCAGGUUCACGACCCCCUUAUGGGGUCUCCUAAUUGAAUGGGGGGGUUGAGAUUAUUUUCAAUAAGUAUUUAAUUUAUAUACCUAUAUACUGGGUAAUGUAAAAAUUUCUUUGAAAAGUUGUUUCAAGGAGAGCUUUUAAGAAGCCCUGGCCUAGUGUUCCUUGGUUCUAAUCCUGGUCCCCUCACUAUCUGUAUGACCUUGGGGUUAACCUCUAUGGGCCUCAGUUUCUUCCACCUGUAAAAAUGAAACUAGACGAGAUGUUUUCUAAGGUCCCUUCUAGCUCUAAAACUACUACCACUAUUUUAUCUCCCCCCCCCCAACAUCCCUCAGCUCUGAAUCUCUGAUCCUAUCCCACUCUUCUACAAAAAACUUCCUUCAGACAAACAGUAAGAUUGGAAACAUUCCAGUAAUUUCUUUUUCUUUUUUGCUGAGGCAAUUGGGGUUAAGUGACUUGCCCAGAGUCACACAGCUAGGAAGUGUUAAGUAUUUGAGAUCAAAUUUGAACUCAGGUCCUCCUGACUUCAGGGCUGAUGCUCUCUACUGCGCCACCUAGCUGCCCCAAGAUAGAUAACAUUCAACAAUUUCCCAUUAUAAUUCAGAAAAUUGAGAGCAAAUGAGGGAAGUGAUUCACAAGAGCACAGGGGUGAUACAUCAAAAAAUGAAAUUGAACCCAGAAUCAGACGCAAAUAAUAAAGGACUGACAUUCUGAUGCUUGGUAAGAGGGACCAGCUGGGAAACCCAGGGACAAGAAAUGGUGUCUCUAGGGAAGUGAGAGGACAGUAUUAAUUCAGUUCUCCGAAGGAACUGUCACUGGCCCAAGCUCGAGAACAAGUAACCGCCAUUCUCAACCGCCCAACUGACAUAUGUAAACCACCCUCCCACCCCUCCAACUUAUAGACAGGGAGGGGGCGGGGCCGAUAGCCCUCGGUGCUUUCUACUCGACCUGCCGUAAACCGGCGUUCUCUCGCGACAUUGCCGCGCAUCCAUUACGUGCGCGGUCCCCGGGCCUUCGUCCCCUUCCCCCUGCCCCUCCGCCUCCCACCCCACUUUCCGCCUGGGCCGCCAUUCUCUCGUGCCCGCGCCGGUCGGUUGGUGGCGCCUUUGUCCUACGACGGACGGCUACGGAAACGAAGGAGGAGGCCCCAGCGGCCUAGGCGUAUAUGACGGCAGCCGUGGAGGCGGUGGCUGCCCCUUGAGGAAAAGAACGGCUGGGGAAGGCCCACUACUCUGGUAGCGAUAUUAAUAAGGCAGCGGAAAGAAGAAAUAUGAAUACGGCUCCAGCAAGACCCAGCCCAGCACGAAGGGAUCCAUAUGGUUUUGGAGAUGGUCGGGAUGCAAGACGGGAUCGGUCCCCAGUUCGAGGCAGCCCAAGGAGAGAACCCAGGGAUGGCAGGAAUGGCCGAGAUGCCCGAGACUCCAGAGACAUGCGGGACCCCAGGGAUGCCAGAGACAUGCGGGACCCCAGGGAUUCUAGAGACAUGCGGGACCCCAGGGAUUCUAGAGACAUGCGGGACCCCAGGGAUUCUAGAGACAUGCGGGACCCCAGAGACAUGAGGGACCCUAGAGAUCCCAGAGACAUGCGGGAUCCCAGAGAUAUGAGGGAUCCCAGAGAUGCCAGAGACAUGCGGGAUCCUCGGGAUAUAAGAGAUCUCAGGGACCUUGGAGAUCCUCGAGAGCUGAGAGAUCCCAGGGAUAUGAGAGAUCUGCGUAAUAUUCGAGAUGCCCCACGAGACCCUAUGUAUGACAGAUAUCAAGAUGUGAGGGAUUCACGAGAUCCUGUCUUUAAUAGGAGAGAAGAAGUGUAUGACCGUUAUCUGCGCAUGGAAGAGUAUUACAGAAGGAAGGAUGACACUUAUUUUGAUCGUUACAGAGACCACUUUGAUGGGCGAACUCCUCCAGGCCCAGAAAGUCAGUCCCGUUCUAAAGAGCGUCUGAAGCGUGAAGAGCGGCGUAGAGAAGAACUGUAUCGUCAGUAUUUUGAGGAAAUCCAAAGGCGCUUUGAUGCUGAAAGGCCUGUAGAUUGCUCUGUAAUCGUGGUCAACAAGCAGACAAAAGAUUAUGCUGAGUCCGUGGGGAGGAAAGUUCGAGACCUAGGCAUGGUGGUAGACCUAAUUUUCCUCAACACAGAGAUGUCACUGACACAGGCCCUGGAGGAUGUUGGCAGGGGGGGAUCUCCUUUUGCCAUUGUCAUCACCCAGCAGCACCAAGUUCAUCGCUCCUGUACAGUCAAUAUCAUGUUUGGUACUCCACAAGAACAUCGUAACAUGCCCCAAGCAGAUGCCAUGGUGCUGGUAGCAAGGAACUAUGAACGCUACAAGACUGAAUCUCGGGAGAAGGAACGAGAGGAAAUCGCCAGGCAGGCAGCCAAGAUGGCAGAUGAGGCCAUUAUGCAGGAAAGGGAGCGAGCAGCAGCAGCCCCCAUGGAAGAAGGGGUACGAGGUGGCCACCCACCUGCCAUCCAGAGCCUCCUCAAUUUAUUGGCUGAUAACAGGUACCUCACUGCUGAAGAAACAGAUAAGAUUAUUAACUAUUUACGGGAGCGAAAGGAACGGCUUAUGAGGAGCAGCACAGACCUUCUGCCAGCUACUAUUUCCUGCCAACCCCUUGGGGCGACUUCGGGCACUUCACUGAAAUCCCAGUCCAGCCUGCCUAGCCCCCAGCCUCUCCAGAGCAGUCAGGCACUCCCUCCGGCUACACCAGCUCCAGCAUCAGCCCCCACCCCACAGCAGGAGCUUCAGGCCAAAAUCCUCAGCCUCUUUAAUAGUGGUGCUGCCACUGCUGCAGCAGCAGCUGUUGUGGCCAACAGCAGUCCUACCCCUGCCACAGCUCCCCCAGCAGGCACACAGAACCAGAAUUUUGCCACCAUGGCUAACAACCAGUCUCAGCAGAGAUCACAGGCCUCAGGCAACCAGCCUCCAAGUAUCUUGGGACAGGGAGGCUCUGCCUGCAACGUAGGCCCCAGGCCCGGGGCUCCAUCUCAAGGGCUCUUCGGCCAGUCCUCCAGUCGCCUGGUACCUGCAAGCAAUGUUGCUGGCCAAAGGCCAGUGUCCUCCACAUAUAUCAACUUUGAUAAUCCAAGUGUACAGAAAGCCCUGGACACCCUGAUCCAGAGUGGCCCUGCCCUCUCUCACCUGGUGAGUCAAACCACAGCACAGGUGGGACGAUCCCAAGCCCCUCUGGGAUCCUACCAAAGGCAUUACUGAUGCUAAUUUAUCAAUACCACUUUCCCUUCAUUCCCACUCCUUCCUCUUCCACCCAUUUGCCACAUUCAUAGAGUUUUUCCAAGAAGGUUCCGUCCACAUCCAUAUUGAGUGUCAUGAACCUGUAUCACACCUUUCCUUCCCACCCCCAGCUUUGUUACUGAUCUCCCCCUAGGGCAGAGUUUGAUAGGCUCCAAGAUUUAGGGAGCAGAAGUGUAGGUGUCUGAGCUGAGUUGGCAAUUGGGUAUACCUUGAGCUUAGGAGAUGAAGAAGCCUAGACCUAGGUUUGGCCCUUCCUUAGGGCAACUGAAAUAAGUUUCUGCUCCACUUAGUAUGGAAUGUCAUUUGUUUAUUCACGGUCCAGAGCCAUUGCCUCUGCUCAUUUAAACAGCCACUAGCCCCCUUAGGAGGAGGCAAUAUUUAAAGGAAAGCUUGCCAAUUUAACACAGUACAAACCUAUAUUCUGCAAAAUCUACUCAGGAGGGAAUCAAGAAAGCAGUUGGCAAACUGGGUUUGAGUAGACACAGUGUCACCGACAAAAGCCAGAGGGAGAGACCAAUUUGAGGUUUAAUAAAAUCUUCCCUCAGGGUUUGGGAAAGGAAUUGGCCACAUUGUAGCCAUGAAAGCUUAUUAGCCAGGCCAUUUCAGCCUGUUCAGAGUUUUUGCAUUUAACUUAGCCAUCCCCACAGACCAAAUAGCUCCACUCGCUAACAAUUUAGCCCAGAUUGUAUGCCUAUCUCCAGGUCCCCCUCCUGUGACUGGCCUAUUAUUUUCUCUCAUGGGUGGUUAUCAGGUGGAGGAUGGUAAGGAGUCUAUAAUAUAAGCAAAUGCAACUCUAGAACCUGGCCCUAGAAUUCCAUUUUCUCAAAGAUUAUUAUUUUUUUUUUUUUGAGCAAUUAGCUUGGAGAAACAGACUGUUCAUCUCAACCCACUUGUUUGCUUUUUGGAGGAGAGGAGUUGUGGGCAAGGGAUAAUUUGAGGGCAGAUGUUCUAGCAGCUGCAGUGCAUCUUGUUAUGGACACCCAACUUUCCAUUCCUAAGUUUUAGCCUGAAUGAAAUUGUUGGUAGGAGAGCAUCUGGCUUCUGUUCUCUGUUGACACCAAAGGAAGCUGCUCUUUCCUUGGGGAUAUGCUCAUUCUACCCCUCUGAGCCAAAGCCUCUGAGGCUUGGGAGGGCCAGGAGGUUGGGCCUAUAGCUGUGCCAGGGCCUGCAACUGUUUGAACUUGGUUUAGAAAACUCAAGGUCCUUAGGUGGCAGCUUUUUGUUCCAACCUGUUUGUGUUAUAUAGUGUUUUUUCUCUUUGAAACUCUUGUGUUGUUAAUAAGAAUAUUACUUUUUAAUUAAAGAAGAAAAAUGCAAAAA